Gigantopelta aegis is the source of this 1305-nucleotide messenger RNA. RefSeq names its product probable serine/threonine-protein kinase clkA. The transcript is spliced from 2 exons. The record is from RefSeq and is a predicted model, not a curated record. The coding region runs from base 1 to 1305 and encodes 434 amino acids. NCBI's taxonomy places the organism in Eukaryota, Metazoa, Mollusca, Gastropoda, Neomphalida, Peltospiridae.
AUGACAUAUUUUAAAACAUUGCUUGAGAAGCUAAUUAGACGGGAGACCGCCAGCAAUAGCAGUAACAGACUUAACGCUUUGUUUGAUUUCUACAGUAGACGGAACACAGCCAGCAAUAGCAGUAACAGACUUAACGCUUUGUUUGAUUUCUACAGUAGACGGAAGUCAACCAGCAAUAUCAGCAACAGACUUAAGGCUUUGUUUGAUUUCUACAGUAGACGGGAGACCACCAGCAAUAGCAGUAACAGACUUAACGCGUCGUUUGAUUUCUACAGUAGACGGAAGACAACCACCAACAGCAGUAACAGACUUAAUGCUUUGUUUGAUUUCUACAGUAGACGGGAGACCACCAGCAAUAGCAGUAACAGACUUAACGCGUCGUUUGAUUUCUACAGUAGACGGAAGACAACCAGCAAUAGCAGUAACAGACUUAACGCUUUGUUUGAUUUCUACAGUAGACGGAAGACAACCAGCAAUAGCAGCAACAGACUUAACGCUUUGUUUGAUUUCUACAGUAGACGGAAGACAACCAGCAAUAUCAGCAACAUACUUAAGGCUUUGUUUGAUUUCUACAGUAGACGGGAGACCACCAGCAAUAGCAGUAACAGACUUAACGCGUCGUUUGAUUUCUACAGUAGACGGAACACAAGCACCAAUAGCAGUAACAGACUUAACGCUUUGUUUGAUUUCUACAGUAGACGGGAGACCACCAACAAUAGCAGUAACAGACUUAAUGCGUCGUUUGAUUUCUACAGUAGACGGAAGACAACCACCAAUAGGAGUAACAGACUUAACGCUUUGUUUGAUUUCUACAGUAGACGGGAGACCACCAGCAAUAGCAGUAACAGACUUAACGCUUUGUUUGAUUUCUACAGUAGACGGAAGACAACCAGCAAUAGCAGCAACAGACUUAACGCUUUGUUUGAUUUCUACAGUAGACGGAAGACAACCAGCAAUAUCAGCAACAUACUUAAGACUUUGUUUGAUUUCUACAGUAGACGGGAGACCACCAGCAAUAGCAGUAACAGACUUAACGUGUCGUUUGAUUUCUACAGUAGACGGGAGACCACCAGCAAUAGCAGUAACAGACUUAAUGCGUCGUUUGAUUUCUACAGUAGACGGAAGACAACCACCAAUAGGAGUAACAGACUUAAUGCUUUGUUUGAUUUCUACAGUAGACGGGAGACAGCCAGCAAUAGCAGUAACAGACUUAACGCUUUGUUUGAUUUCUACAGUAGACGGAAGACAACCAGCAAUAGCAGUAACAGACUUAACGCGUCGUUUGAUUUCUACAGUAGACGGUAA